CCAACUAUCAUAUUUUCCAAUCUUUCAAAAAUUAAACCUGAAAAAUGGAAAUUUGUGUAGAUAACAUUGAAUCUGCCCUUAUUGCUUAUAAAAAUGGUGCAAGCAGAAUAGAAUUAUGCUCAGCUUUAGAAUUGGAUGGUUUAACCCCUAACAUUGGCAUGUUCAAAAUUAUAAAAUCAUUAAUUAAAAUUCCUAUAUUUAUAAUGAUAAGACCAAGAGAGGGUAAUUUUUGUUAUAACCAGUUAGAAAUUGAAUCUAUGAAAGAAGAUAUUAAAAUUUUUAAAGAAAUGUAUGCUGAUGGUUUUGUAUUUGGUGUAUUAACCAAAAAUUUAGAAGUUGACAUGGAAAUAAAUAAAACCUUAAUUAAUGUAUGUCAUCCAGUGUCAGCUACAUUUCAUAGGGCUUUUGAUGUAGUCAAGAAUCCUUUACAAGCUUUGGACUCAAUAGCCUUAUUAGGGUUUGAUAGAAUAUUAACUAGUGGAUGUUAUGACACUGCCUUACAAGGAAAUAAUUUACUUACUGAAUUAAUACAAAAAACAAGUCAAACUUCUGAUAACAUCAAAUGGCCAAUUAUUGUACUGGCAUCUGGAAUUGAUAGGAACAAUUUGGCCAAAAUUUUAACAGCAACAAAAUGCCAAGAAUUACAUUCAUCAUGUAGGGUAAAGAAAUUAUCAGAAAAGAAAGAAAACUUUGACCACUAUUCACUUCCUGAUGCCAGCAUUAUUACAAAAAUGAUAGAUAUUGCAAAAGAAUUUAAUUUAUUAUAAUAGCAUUAUGUAUCAAUGAUAAAGCAUGAAGUUUACAAUUGAAUUUUUUUUUAACCAAACCAUACAAAAUAUUAAAAAUUAUAAAUCAAAAUUCACCUUUUUUUGAAUAAAUUCUUAAAAACUUCUUAGAUUUUAAACUUUUGAUCAAUAAAAUUUUUACUCUUUAAAUAAUCCCAACUCAGAAUUUGCAGUUAUGGAAGCCAAAAUUAGGUAAAAGCAAUUUUGAUUUCAUUUUUAAGUUUUGUAAAGUUUUUUCGGGACAUUUUUUGAAAAUCAUAUAAAUAUAUCUUUAUUUUAUUUAUUAAAAAAAUAAGUAAUUUUUAAUUUGGUUGCCCAAAGUUUAUUUUUUUAAUCAUGAUAAAAAAAAUUACAUCAAAAUACAUUCUGUGAUCAUGGUUUUUUUCUUUUAUAUAUUAUAAAUGCUUCCCUUGCUUCUACGGAUGCUUUAUCACUGCAUUAUAUAAUCAAUGCCAUUAUAAAUUUAUUUUAAGAGUUUUAUAAAUCAAUUUUAUUUUAUAUUUAUUUAUAUGUCAUAUUGAAAUCCAUUUGAAUUUGGAAUCUUUUGAUUUAAAUCCUUUAAUAA
Molecule: messenger RNA, 1350 nt
Organism: Gordionus sp. m RMFG-2023
Lineage: Eukaryota; Metazoa; Nematomorpha; Gordioida; Chordodea; Parachordodidae
Product: copper homeostasis protein cutC homolog
Exons: 3
Coding region: 45-767 (240 amino acids)
Molecular function (GO): copper ion binding
Source: RefSeq, a predicted model, not a curated record